Chelonia mydas (Green sea turtle) is the source of this 1070-nucleotide messenger RNA. It is a transcript of the gene ATP6V1G1, whose product is annotated as ATPase H+ transporting V1 subunit G1. Gene Ontology annotation, cellular component: vacuolar proton-transporting V-type ATPase complex. Gene Ontology annotation, molecular function: proton-transporting ATPase activity, rotational mechanism. Gene Ontology annotation, biological process: proton transmembrane transport. The transcript has 3 exons. The coding region runs from base 113 to 469 and encodes 118 amino acids. Lineage: Eukaryota; Metazoa; Chordata; Testudines; Cheloniidae. The record is from RefSeq and is a predicted model, not a curated record.
GCGCCCCGCCCCCCGCUCGCUCGCUCGCUCGCUGUCAGCUGACGGGAUCACGUGAGCGGCGGCCCACGUGACCCGGCCGGGCCGGCGGAGCAGCGCAGAGCCGGGUGCCGCCAUGGCCAGCCAGUCGCAGGGCAUCCAGCAGCUGCUGCAGGCCGAGAAGCGCGCGGCCGAGAAGGUGGCCGAAGCCCGCAAGCGAAAGAACCGGAGGCUGAAGCAGGCGAAAGAAGAAGCCCAGGAAGAGAUUGAGCAGUACCGUCUACAGAGGGAGAAGGAGUUCAAAGCCAAGGAAGCAGCUGCUCUUGGAUCUCAUGGCAGCUGCACCACAGAAGUAGAGAAGGAGACCCAGGUGAAGAUGAGCGCAAUCCAGGGCAACUUCCAGAAGAACAGGGAGGAAGUCCUGAAUAACCUGCUGAUGUUUGUGUGCGACAUCAAACCGGAAAUCCAUGUGAAUUACCGCAUCAAUGGAUAGUGGAGGGGGAAGGAAUGGGUCUAUGGAAGUGUUAGCAAUAACAGCUAUGCUUCAGAUGAAGUGUACAGCCCUUAGACUUGCUAUAGCCCUGUGUGCUUCUCGUAGAGAUGUUAAAUUAUUUCAGUAAGUUGUAGGCUAUCUUGUUGGAGAGACUCUAGUUUACCUUUAUAUGGAUUCAGAUCUUAUCCAAAGAUUUCAUGGCCAUGUCUCAAAUAUGCAUUAAGUGUGAUCUAGGUAUUUAAGGGGAACGUUAACAUUCUGUGCUUCUUGGUGGGUGUUAAAAAUCGGUUUUCCUUGCUCAAAAAUGUGGUGAGAUGCCGGACAGGUUUAAAUUGCAAGCCUCUGAGUCUGUACCUAUUGGAAAACACAGCUCUGAUGGCCUCAUAGAGUGGAGUUUGUUACGGUAGUAGUGGUGGUAACAUGAAAAUAGGGUUAAGCCCAGUAAGGGGAAAAAAAAUCUUCUGGGUGUGCAGUCCUGGCUAGUAGUCCUCAGGAGCUUGUGAAUGACUGUGUCUUAAGCACCCUCUAUAUAUUCUACUGUUAACUUGAAUUAGAAGCCUGGCACUAUGAUAUUUGAAAGUAAAGAAUUUAUUUAACUCUG